CAAAACUACUGGAUUACCGGGGGACUAGUAAGGGUCAAUAACACUGAAGCCCAGUCUCUGUAAGGUGGAACCUCUGUGUUCCUCUCAGGUAACUCCCACAUGGCCAUCGUUCAGAAGGUGAACAACGAGGGGGAAGGGGAUCCUUUCUACGAGGUGCUGGGUCUGGUCACCUUAGAGGACGUCAUCGAGGAGAUCAUCAAGUCAGAGAUCCUGGACGAGUCUGACGGUUACCUAGACAGGAAGCUGAAACAUCCCGUCACUCCUCUCGAGAUCCCUCUUGAGCCUCGCAGCAGCCACGAGGAAUUUUCUCUUUUCAAACCUCCAGAGGGAGAACCAAAGAUCCACACAUCACCACAGCUGCUGCUGGCCACGCACCGCUUUCUCUCCAGAGAAGUGGAGCUCUUCAGCCCGGCUCGAGUGUCAGAGAAGGUUCUGUUCCACCUGCUCCGCCACCCCAGUGUCAACCAGGAGGUCCACUUUGAUCACAACAACCGGCUCAGCUCCAGCCACUAUCUGUACACCCGAAACCAUCCGGUGGACUACUUCAUCCUCCUGCUGCAGGGUCGUGUGGAGGUGGAAAUCGGUAAAGAAGGGCUGAAAUUUGAGAAUGGAGCAUUCACGUACUACGGCGUGUCUGCUCUCACGUUACCAUCAUCAGUGCAUCAGUCUCCAGUGGCGACCCAGCGCCACUCUCCCAGGGAUCCGUUUGAGUCUGCAGACGCCUCCAGCUCCUCCAGCUACUGUCCCGACUAUACGGUCCGAGCUCUCACUGACCUGCAGCUCAUACGGGUGACGCGUCUGCAGUAUCUGAAUGCUCUGAUGGCGUCUCGUUCCGGACAGAGUCCAGACCCACCGGAGAUCAAAGUCCUGCCCAACAGUCAGACAAAGCUGCUCAAUGAGAGAAACACUGCACAAGAGUUUCCUGUAAACUUUUCAUUCUUUGACACCAUUGAGAACUACUGUGGCAGCAGAGCCCAGGAGAGCUCCACAGAAGAAGAGGCUCAUGGGUAGCACAGGUCCUCGUUUCAAAAACACAAAAUGGUUAAAUCCACACAGAUUAUUUAAAAUUCCCUUCCUAGUUUUUGCUGAUAAAUAAUCUGUGGCUGGAGUGUAGUUUUUGGACGAUACUGGAGUGAAUUUUUGACUUUAUUUUGUUAGAUUUACUGCUCACACUUCCUUUCUCCAUCCUCAUUCCUUCAUGUCCAGCGGUUAUGUUUAUGUUUGUGUACAUAUGUUUAUAGAAAUAGAGAUGGAGGAGAGAAGGUGUGAACCUCCUGGAAAAAAUGUGGUCACAUCAUCAUCUUAAGAAGAGCAGACAUAUUCAGUCUUACGUAUCUGAUAACAUACAGAUCAAUCAGGGCAGUUCACAUUUGAUUAAAAAGGGUAGAAAAGUAGGUGAACCCUUAAUUAAAGACAUUAAAUAGCUUCAGCUCCAUAUUAAAUUUUAUUAGUGAAUUAUUUAGAUUUUCUACUGAAUCACUAAUAAAUAAACUCUUAAUAUUUAUCCGUCCAGUGACUUCACCUAUAACAACCUUUUAAUAAUAAUCUUAAUCCUGCAAACAUGAUGCUGCCUACGUUUAAUUUAGCAUGUAGCAAAACCCCUGCUUAGAGAAGCUAUACAUGGUUUCUUUAAAUAAACAUGAUCAACGCCUGGAAUAUUUAUUUAUUUUUAUGACCGUAUUUGUCCGUAUCGGUAACAAAAUCACUUAAAUAAAAAUGCUGCUUUUCUGGAUGCUUGAACAUUAACGACUCAUCAAAAUAUAGAGAAAGAACAUUCUCAAAAUCUCUAGAUUUUCCCAUAGCUCUUUCCCAAUAACCAUUUUUUAUCGUUACCAUUUAAGUUAUCAAAGUUUUAGGGAGUCAGAUGAGUAAAAAUAGUGAAAAUAGUUCAUUAGUUUUGUUUUUAAGGCAUGAAAUGAAAGUAGACCAGCCCAAAAAGGCUGUUAAAACUUAGAAAUGAUUCCUUCCUGUUGAGUUGAAAAAGAUCCAUUUUAAAAAGAAAUUUUACAAAGUUUUUCUCACUAAAAACUACAUUUGUUAGUAGGUGUGGGUGUAAACGCAUCUCUUACUCUAUACAAGUCUGUGGAGAGGUGUUUCUGAUCACUCUCAUGAAACAUUUAGGAUGAGUCAUCUGUGUCGGGCCUUUUGUGCCCCUUUAGGUCGCGGGGGCAGAAGCCUAAGCACAAUGUCUUCUUUUAAUUGACCAAAACACCUUUAGUGGUUUGUGGUCUUUAGGGACCUUACACAGUAUUUUAACCUCAACCGUCAAUAAAACUGUUACAAAGAAAAUCAAACUGAUCAAAAACAGAUUUCCACUCAGAAUAACUGAACCCAUGAGAGGUUAAAGGACCUGAUUAGAUCCAUGAUUGGAGUGUUUCAGGGGUUUGAAUGGGGAAAAAUUUUCAGUUGAAGAUGAAGAUUCAAACAUCCAUCCAUUUUGGCCACUUAUCCGUGGUCAGGUCGCGGGGGCAGUAGCCUAAGCAGGGAGACCCAGACUUCCCUUUCUCCAGCCGCUUGAAGAUUCAAACCUCUGAAAUUGACUGAAACACCUCAUUUUAUCUGUGUGGUGAAUUUAAUUAUUUUCUGCCUGUUUGAUUACAUUGGAGUAAUACCUUGUACCAUGGCACUAUAAAGACUACAAAUUAAACCCAUUAUUUACAAACAUUUAAAAUGCUAAAGCUAAAUACAUGCACACAUCUUCUAUCUUUUAUAGUAUCACAAUAUUUCAUUUCUGUUGGCGAUAGGUAAAAUUAGUGCCAUUAGGUUUGCAGAAGGUGAGAUGGUUGAAAUUAGAGUAGAGCCUAAAGCUUAGCUCAUGUGUCCUGUAGGACAAAAAAACUCUUUCUUCAAACUGAGGCUGUUCAGGAUGUUGUUUACAGUGAGUAAGAUGUUGAUUAUUUAAAAGUGUAACAGAAAAAACUCUUAGAAUAUGGUUUUCAGUUCAGCAGCGUCUGAAUACUAUGCUGAGUAGACACAUUUUCUUCCACCUGGUUAAUAAGUUCUGCUCAGAUCAACGACGCCUUGUAGCUGAGCCUUCAUGUAGGAUUUCUAUUCCUACUGAGACAAACCUAACCUCUAAAGGUUAAUCAUGUCUUCCUUAACCUGCCAUGUUUCUGACACCCUGUGUGUAUUCUGUGGGUGGUGUUAACUCUAUAGUCUUCCCAUGUGCUGUAGACUGAACCACCAGUGUUAUAGAGCUGAAGCAAAGUGCCCUUUAAUGAGCAGCCAUGUGUGUUGAGUUGGGCCCUGCAGCGCCACCUGUCUCUCUGUUGACCCUGUUUUCCUGAUUCAGUGUUAUUGCAUAUAAACAGAUUUCAGGAGGUUUGUUCCUAAAUGUGAGUUUUGAGUACAUAUAUUUUGUUAAAUUUCAUUGUAAUAAUUUAAUCUGUUUCAAAAGACUGAAUGUAGAGAGAUACUCAUAAUUGUACUUAAACUGAUGAGAGAAAAGUCUGAGUGUGUGUGUAACUGCUGAAUGAACUUAGGUUUUUCUUCUUUUUUUUUACAUGAUAGUUUGGUAAAUAGAAGAUAAGCUGAGGAUGUAGUUUAUGGAUCUGGGCCUGUUUUUUUCAGGUACAACACUGUUACCACAGGAGACAUUGAGAGUUUAUCUUCACUCUUGCUGUCCAGGUUACAUUUCUGUCAAAUGUUUGUUUUAUUAAGUUCUUUUGAGAAUGCUGUUGUUGUUUGGAUCCAUAAAGACUCUUCUACAUUUAACACUUCCAGUACUUUCUUAGGUAAUAAACUCAGUUCAAUUCUAAAA
Messenger RNA from Nothobranchius furzeri (turquoise killifish), 3760 nucleotides. The record is from RefSeq and is a predicted model, not a curated record. Lineage: Eukaryota; Metazoa; Chordata; Actinopteri; Cyprinodontiformes; Nothobranchiidae.